This is a messenger RNA of Helianthus annuus (common sunflower), 2101 nucleotides long. Its product is annotated as aspartic proteinase A1. The record is from RefSeq and is a predicted model, not a curated record. Gene Ontology annotation, biological process: proteolysis. Gene Ontology annotation, molecular function: aspartic-type endopeptidase activity. The transcript is spliced from 14 exons. Bases 348 to 1919 code for a protein of 523 amino acids. Lineage: Eukaryota; Viridiplantae; Streptophyta; Magnoliopsida; Asterales; Asteraceae.
CUAUGUGUUUUUUCAUUAAAACAUGAUUGGUUUUUGAGGUUGCAUGCAAUCAGUUUCAGUUUAAUAUUAUAUAGAACAAUAAUUUUGUACGAACCCUUGAUUCUUUAACGUUUUAUUCAGCGGAAUUAAUUUGUUAUGUAGAUGUUGUUUUCGCCGAUAACCUUAUCGUGUAUUCGUAGCCCGUGAUCUUCGAAAGUGGAGGUCAUGGGUUCAAGUCUUACCUGGAGCAAAAAUGCUCUUGGUUGAGCCAGAGAUUUUACCACAUUGGAGCUUUGGGCGGUGGGUUUCUUCUGAAAUGGUGAUGGGCUGUCGGGCCCGACCAGCUUUGUGUGUGUUUGUGGGAGUAGAUGUCCUUUUGCCUUCAGGUGAAUAUGGAAAGUAAAUCAGAAAUCUUAGUAAUCUUCCUCUUGUUAUCAACCCUUUUGUGUAUUCGGGCCUUUUCGACAUCAAAUGAUGGGCUCAUUAGGGUCAAUUUAAAAAAACUAAAAUUUGAUGAUACCAAUAGCAUUGCUUCAAACCUGGAUUUGGAUGAGGGGGAUUCAUUAUUAGAGUCUAUUAUAAACUAUGAACAAAGUGGUGAUAAUCUUGUUGAUCCACAAGAGCCGGAUGUUGUGUCACUAAAGAACUAUAUGGAUGCUCAAUACUAUGGUGAGAUCGGCAUUGGCACCCCAGCGCAGAAGUUUACUGUGGUAUUUGACACCGGAAGUUCUAACUUAUGGGUGCCAUCUUCAAAAUGCAGACUGUCGCUACCUUGCCUUUUCCACUCGAGAUAUAGGUCAGGUCGGUCGCAGACCUACAAAGCCAAUGGGAAACCUGCUGCUAUCCAUUAUGGUACUGGAUCAAUAUCUGGAUAUUUUAGUGAAGACAAUGUCCAAGUUGGUGAUCUUGUUGUCAAUGAUCAGAUGUUCAUCGAGGCAACACGGGAGCCUGGUGUGACAUUUUUAGCAGGGAGGUUUGAUGGUAUCCUUGGGCUCGGAUUCAAGGAAAUCUCUAUUGGCGAUGCUGUCCCGGUGUGGGAGAACAUGGUGAAUCAACAUCUAGUUAAGGAUCAGGUGUUUUCCUUUUGGUUGAACCGGAAAUCUGAAGAUGGAGAAGGAGGUGAAAUCGUGUUUGGUGGUGUUGAUCCGAAACACUUCACUGGUGAGCAUACUUAUGUUCCAGUCACACAAAAGGGUUAUUGGCAGUUCGAUAUGGGAGAUGUUCUUGUAGGUGGAAAACCAACCGGGUUUUGCACGAGUGGAUGUUCAGCCAUUGCAGAUUCAGGAACUUCAUUAAUAGCAGGCCCAUCGGAGGUGAUCAAGCAAAUAAAUGAUGCCAUCGGAGCUACAGGAUAUCUUAACGAGCAAUGUCAGAAAGCGGUUAGAUUUUUUGGAAGCCAUGUGUUUGACCAACUUGCAACAUCGGUUGGAAAUGCAACACAGGUUUGUGCCCGUAUUGGAGCCUGUCCUCGACAAGUUGGUGUAUCUAGCAUUGGCAUUAAGAGUGUUGUAGAUAGGAGUGAGGAUGUAUCAUCUGGAAUUGAGGACACCCCGCCAUGCACCGCGUGUAAGAUGAUAGUUUCCUGGACGCAUAAAGAGCUGGUGAAGAAUCACACCCGAGACAGCAUUUUAGGUUUGGGCAGUGAUCUUUGUACUGUGAUACAGAGUCCGUUGGGACAGUCGUCAGUUGACUGCGCUAAAAUUACGUCUUUGCCUACUAUCUCAUUUACCAUUGGUGGCAAAGAAUUUGAACUUUCUCCUGAUCAGUACAUACUUAAGGUUGGUGAAGGCGCAAGUACACGUUGCAUUAGUGGUUUCAUUGCAUUGGAUAUCCCUCCUCCACGUGGCCCGCUCUGGAUACUGGGAGACACUUUUAUGCGUCCUUACCACACCAUAUUCGACUAUGGUAAUGCGCGAGUUGGAUUCGCACAAGCGGUAUAGAACGGGAUAUCAUAAUAAAAGGUGGUACUAGUUCUGAUGAACCUACUUUCUUUGUUUGGGUCAUGGAAAAGUGUUAUGUUUAAUAAUAGUAACUUGUUUCAAGUGCUUUAAAGGACUUGCGUGUAAAUACGUUGUUCUACGUGCUGUCGUCGAUCAGAAUGUGUUAUUACAAUUGCUUGAUA